AUAUUGUAAAUUAUUGUGACAGCACAGUGCAUCCCUCAUUAUAAUGUCUUUCUUCGACUUGCUGAUAUUUCAAAAGGUGAAGUGUAAACUUUGUUCCAAAGAACUUGGGUACCAAGAGAACACGUCAUCUAUGUUGAGGCAUUAUAGGGCCCUGCAUGAAAAUAAGGAGACAACUCAAACAGAACCACCCCCAGUGAAUAAGAAUGCAGUGGAAGAGGCAUUAAUCAAUAUGGUGAUUGAAGAUUGCCAGCCCUUCAGUUUUGUGGAGGACACAGGGUUCAGGAAGCUUAUCCAAGCUUUCGACCCUACAUAUGUGCUCCCCACCAGGCGGACUUUGAAAGCCAUGGUGGAGGAGAGGUACCAGCAGGCAAAAGAGAAGGCCCAAGACCUCAUAGCAAAGUCCUCUGCUGUGAGCAUAACAGCAGAUAUGUGGACCAGCAUCAACACAGAUGCAUAUCUGGCAGUCACCUGUCAUUUCAUUGAUGAGCACACCUCUCUGCACUCAGCUGUGUUAGGUGUGCUCCAUUUCCCUGACCACCAUACAGCUGAGAACAUGGCUUCCGUUCAAUCGGCACUCAUGGCACAAUGGGGCAUUUCCACCAAGGUAACUUGCCUUGUGACAGAUGGUGCAGCCAACAUGGCUGCAUGUGCCAGAGACCUUCAUCUGCGCCACACAUAUCUGAUCGUGAAGAAGGCUCUGGCAGAAAACACUGAGCUGUCUGAGAUCCGUCUUCAGUGUAGGAGGAUAGUUGGCUACUUCAAAAGCAGUACCACUGCAAAGACAAGGCUGACACAGGUGCAGGAGCAAAUGAUGCCUACAGAGCCUGUGCUGAAGCUCAUUCAAGAGGUGGAGACACGCUGGAACAGCACCUUCCACAUGUUGCAACGGAUGUACAACCUCAGGGAAGCCGUAGGAGCAGCCCUGGCAGGCCUCCACACUGACAUUGCCCCACUCACAUCCCAUCAGUUGAGGCUCAUUUCUGAGAGUCUGCAGGUGCUGUCCCCAUUUAAUGAUGCCACCGUAGAGCUCUCAGAGGAGAAGAGAGUGUCUGGAUCCAAGGUCAUACCACUUCUGGCCAUGCUGCACCACACCUUGGAGGAUGACAUAGGAACCAUAAAAAUGGAGGAGAGCAAAGCAAUGGCUGAGGGCCUUAAAAAACAACUGAGGGACAAGCUCUACACCCUCCAAACCAUGAGCAUCAUGUCACUGGCAACACUGCUGGAUCCCAGGUUUUUAUCAGUUGUCUGUUUUUCUCAUCUGUCUACUAGCACCAACAAAUGAGCAAGUGCCGCUUGUUGAACAGUUCACAACUGCAAUGAGUCUCAUUGUCAUUUGCAGGUUCAAAAAGAUAGGCUUCUUUAGCCAAAAUAAAGCACAAGAGGCUGAGAGGAGGCUCACAGCUGAAUGUGCGACAGUGAUCCGGCCCAGGGCA
Messenger RNA from Hippocampus comes (tiger tail seahorse), 1433 nucleotides. RefSeq names its product zinc finger BED domain-containing protein 1-like. The coding region runs from base 44 to 1282 and encodes 412 amino acids. Gene Ontology annotation, molecular function: DNA binding. The transcript has 5 exons. The record is from RefSeq and is a predicted model, not a curated record. Lineage: Eukaryota; Metazoa; Chordata; Actinopteri; Syngnathiformes; Syngnathidae.